Cylindrotheca closterium is the source of this 4863-nucleotide messenger RNA. Lineage: Eukaryota; Bacillariophyta; Bacillariophyceae; Bacillariales; Bacillariaceae. The record is from the annotation of a GenBank genome assembly.
AUGGGUGAUACCCAAUCGUCCAUCAUAGAAGAAUCAGAGAGAGAAUACGAAUUGAACGAGUUGAAAGAAAUGAACUCAGAUGCCCCCCUAACCGAUGUGAGUGUCCUUCGGGACAAUUACAAGCUGAAUGGGUCCCAUGGAUCUGCCGAUCACACAAUGGAAACGACCAUGUUGUCGCUUGACGACAGCCUUGGAGGAGUUUCCGACUAUUCUGAGUCUCCACACACACCAUCUGGAAAAAGAUUAGAAGAUGUUCUAUCUUUGAUUCCAUCAGAUAGCGUGCCUUCGAAGGCUCGCCUGGAUAGCGCCGUCAAGCCAUCUGCCAAUAAGGAAGGUGCCAUUCAGAGAGCUAGGAAAGAGCGAGCGUCAAUUGAAAAGAGACUCGCCGAAAGACUCAAGAAGCUUGCUGCCAGAGAAGCCGCCGCCCACGCUGCUGAAGAAGACAGUCUAACAGCGAAUACGAACGAGUCUCAAACGGCCGGCGUGUCAAAGGAAGAGAUGAAGGUGCUCCAAGCCAACUAUAGCAUCGAAAAGAACCGUUUUGAGAAGGAGACCGAGUUACUUGCCCGCAAGUGCGAGAAUCAACGAGAGGCAUUGGAUCGCAUUGCCAAGGAGCACAUGACUGCCAUCGUUGCCGAGUACGAGAAGAAGCAAAAGCUGAUGGAAAAUAUUGAACUCUUGAAGGUCAAGCAUUAUCAGACUCUCAGUGCUGCACAGCACGAGAAAGAUUCCAUGGUCAGAAAGAUGAAGGCUCAACAAUACAAGAUUGAACAGCUGGAAGAUCAACAAGUCAAGGACAUGCAACUGAUGCUCGAACAAGAGAAGAUUCUCGAGGCCGAAAAGGCUGCUCUUGAAUCUCGUGAAGAGCAUUUGAGCCGAGCUCUUGGAGAAAAGGGGAGAGUUUCUUCCAAGCUCUUUAUUCUCCAGCAGACUAUGGAGCAAAAGGAAAUGGAGUACAAGAUGGCAUUGGAAGACGAGCGAGCAGCUAUUACCAAAAGAGAAGAAGAGAUGAGCCGAACUCUUACUGCCAAGGGCAAGCUCAUGUCGGAACUCUUCAACUUAAAGAAGACUCUUAGAGAGAAGGAGAUAGAACACAAGGCAGCCCUAGAAGCCGAACAUGCCGCUACUCUCAAGCGCGAAGAGGAAAUGAGCCGCACACUCCAAGCCAAAGGAAAACUAAUGUCCGAGGUCUUCAACCUCAAGCAAUCCUCUGCCAAAAGGGAGACUGAACUCAAGACUGCCCUGGAUAAGGAACAAGCAGCCUUGGCCAAGCGCGAAGAAGAAAUGAGUCGCACUUUAGCGGCAAAGGGAAAGCUUUCUUCUGAGGUUUUCAACCUGAGGCAAACUCUGGCCAAGCGCGAGGCGGAGCUGGAGAAGGAAUUGAGAAUUGAACGAGCAGCUCUUGCCAAGCGAGAAGAAGAAAUGAGCCGCACUCUUGCUGCCAAGGGAAAACUCAUGUCGGAGCUUUUCAACUUGAAGCAAAAGUACUCAAAGAUGGAAAAGGAGUUCACGGAGGCAUUGGAGACUGAACGAGCAGCGACAGCGAAACGAGAAGAGGAAAUGAGCCGCACACUCGAAGCCAAGGGAAAACUCAUGUCCAAGGUGUUUAACCUAGAGAAAAGCCUUCGAGACAAGGACGAAGAGGUAAAGAAGGCUGUUGGCGAGGAAGCCGCAAAGCGUAUAAAGCGCGAGGAAGAGAUGAGCGCCGCUCUCGUUGCCAAGGGUAAGCUUUCUUCCGAACUCUUCAACUUGAAGCAGUCCUCCCAGAAGAAGGAAGCUGAAUUGACCAAGGAACUGGAAACGAAAAAAGCCGCCCUGGAAAAGAGAGAAGAAGAAAUGAGCCGCACACUCCAAGCCAAGGGAAAACUCAUGUCCGAGGUCUUCAAUCUCCGACAAUCGUCCUCCAAGCAAGCUACUGAAGAUGCAGCAGCAAUCAAGUCUGCCCGUGCUACCAUUGCCAAGCGGGAGGAGGAGAUGAGUCGUACUCUUGAAGCCAAGGGGAAAAUGUCUUCAAAGAUCUGGCAUUUGCAACAAGCCAUCCGAAAGAAAGAGGAGGAAUACGAAGAUGCUUUGUAUGAUGAACAGGACAAGGUCGCCGCUUUGAAAAAAGAACUUGAGGAAGCCCAAAAUAAUCACGCGGCCCAAGUUCGCGACUUUGAGAAGGAAAUCGACCAACUCAAGACUCACCUCACCGAGCAUCAGGAGAAAAUCAAGGAACUGGAAGCCGAGUACAAGGUGAUUGCCAGUGUCCACCGUGACCGUAUUGACAACCUUGAGAGUGAGGUUGCUGAGCUCAAAGAGCACCAUGAAGCCCAACUCAAGCGUGUUGAACGCGAAAACGAAAAGCUCAAGCGAGAGCUUCUCGAUUUCGAUGAAGAACUGGGCAAGGAGAUCAUUGAAAGGAAUUCCAAAGAGCGUGCUGAUGAGUAUGAACGCGAGAUGACAGAAGCCAAGGCGAAAAACGAGGCAAUGAUAGCCCAAAUCAAGGCAAACGAAGAAGAACUCGAGAAAGCUCGAUCGGAGUACUCUGACAAGCUGAAUGCAAAGGAAGAAGAACUGAGCAAUCUGUCGAAACACAUGGAUGCCAUGAAGACAGCCCAUCAAAACCAAGUCACAAGUUUGCACGCCAUUUACAAGAACCAAAUUGCAGCAAGCCAAGACCAAGCGAAGGAUCUGAAGGCCGAGGUGAAGAAUCUUCAACACGAAACAAAUGAUCUUCGAAGGGGGUGCAAGUCGCAGCAAGACGAAAUUGUUCAGAUCAAACAAAAACAACAAGAAGCUGAGAAAGCCCAUGGGGAGGAGAAGAACGAACUCAAGAUGCAAGUGGGCUCUUUGCAACAACAAAUAACUGCAACUAAUAUGAUUCAAGAGCGAAUGUUGAGUGCCGAGAAGGCGCAAACCAAGCGGUUGACAGUCGAGUUGAGUGAAGUUGAAAAUGCUCGAAAAAGUGAUGCUCGCGCCGCAAAGGCUGAGAAAGAAGCUCUCGAACACGAGCUGUCUCACGAGAAGUCUCGGGUGGAUGAACUCAAUACCGUCGUGGCCAAUGAAAAGAUUGCCCACGAUGCCUUAACCCAAGAGCUUUCGGACAUGCAAUUGGCUCACCACAAGUUGUCUGCUGAGUACGCCGAAAUUUCUGCAGUUGCAGAAGCAAGCGAGACGAAGCUAGCGUCAGCUUUGGCAAAGCUCGAGGAUUUGGGAUCGGCUGUGAAGACCCUUGAAAAUGAAAAGAGCAACCUUCUCAGCAGCCUCGAGAAGCAAGAAGCAGGUGUCGAGGAGUUGCGCCGUGAGCACGAAGCUGCUUUGUCCAAGGAAAUUGGGGAGAAGAAGAACUUAGCAGCCAGGUUGAAAUCUUUGACCGAAGAAUCGUGCGAGUUGAGCUAUGCCAAACAACGUCUUGUUGAGACUAAGGAGGACCUUGAGACUAAGAUUCUUUCCCUCCAAGGUGAAGUUCGAGCGACGAGAUUCUUGAAUGAUAUGUUUGUUGGACAGAAGGAGAAGGUCGAAACAAGCUUGAAAGAGCUGCGUGGGGAAUUUGAAACUUCAAAUGCCGAGAAAGAUCAGCUGGUUGUCGAGAAGGAAGACUUGCUGCAGCAAAUCAACAGCCUCCAAGAGCAAGUUGCGGCAUCCGCAUCUGACAAGGACAAGAUUAUUGAAGCGGAACAAGAGAAGAUCAAGAAUCUGAGCGAAACUCUCAAGACUGUUACCAGUGAGCGCGAAGCCGAAGCUGCUGCUGCCCAAAGUGAGAAGCAGGCUCUCGCUGAUCAAGUUGCGAGCCACGAGGCCAAACUUGCCGAGGUGAAAAGUGCACUUUCUAUUGAACAAGAAAAGCAGAACGCCUUGACAAAACAAUUGAAUGACGUCCAAGCUACAUUCCAGAAGUUGCAAGUCGAUUAUGACGAUUUGGUCGCAACUCAUGAAGAAGGCAAGAAGGCACAAGAGGAGAAAGACUCUAUCGUCGCAAAGCUUCAAGCUGAAUGCGACGAAAUGGCAGCUGCUGUCGAAGCAAGCAAGAAGGCUCAAGAAGAAAAAGAAAUGAUCAUUUCGAAACUUCAAGCUGAUUAUGACAAGACUGUAGCCGCUGUUGAAGCGAGUAAGAAGUCUCGAGAAGAGAAGGAUUUGGUCGUUUCGAAGCUUCAAGCUGAAUUCGACGACAAGGUGGCAGAAUUGGAAGCAAGCAAGACGGCUGCCGAAGAGGCCAAGGCUUCCAUGGUUUCAAAUCUUCAAGCCGAAUACGACAGCAAGCUGGCGGAAUUGGAAGCAAGCAAGAAGGAUGCAGAAGAGGCCAAGGAUUCUGUCGUUUCAAAGCUCCAAGCUGACUACGACAGCAAGGUCGCGGAAUUGGAGGCGAGCAAGAAGGCCGCCGAAGAAGCAAAGGAGACGGUCGCAUCGCGAAACUUGGAUUUGAAAACGGAAGAUGCCACCGCAGUAAAGGUAGAAACUACAGCAGCUUCCAAGGCAGGCCGUUUCUUGGUUGCUACUCUUGUCCUUCUUUUGAUUGGCAAGGUAGUCAUGCUGGAAUCCAGCAAGUCUGAAAUGCAGCGUGUAUUGCAAGGUACUACAUCUUCCUGGCAGAGUGCACAGGACCAACUUCGAGAAACAGAACAGUUGGCACUUGAAACGAAAGAAGUCUUGGCCACUAUGGAACAACAAAAGUUAGUUGUCGAGUCCGAGCUUGUGAAUGUUGAAGAGAUGCUUCAUGAGCUGCAACUGAAAGCAGAAAAGAAGAAGGGAGGGCUUCCAAAACAACUUCCAAAACAAAUUGGUAAGGUGAUUCAGUUUGCUGGUGAGAAGUUUCGACCAAAAGAACCAGUGGCUACCAACGAUCUUGCAAACAGUAUGCAGGGUGCUUGGUUGAAUCUUUAG